Melitaea cinxia (Glanville fritillary) is the source of this 805-nucleotide messenger RNA. RefSeq names its product 18S rRNA aminocarboxypropyltransferase. The transcript has a single exon. The coding region runs from base 37 to 768 and encodes 243 amino acids. The record is from RefSeq and is a predicted model, not a curated record. Gene Ontology annotation, molecular function: rRNA small subunit aminocarboxypropyltransferase activity. Gene Ontology annotation, biological process: maturation of SSU-rRNA. Lineage: Eukaryota; Metazoa; Arthropoda; Insecta; Lepidoptera; Nymphalidae.
AAAAUAUUUAUUCUAUUCAAGUUCAAAAUAAUAAUUAUGGCGUCGAGUAAAAAAGGCGCAGUACGCGGUAAACGUUCUAACCAACACGUUCAACGCAACUAUGCAGAAAGAUUAAACGAUUUAAGUAUAGAUUCCUCUGAAGACAUUAAUGAUAACACAGAUGAUUCCGAUGAUGAAGGCACAGAAGCGACGUUCGCUGUAAGUAUGUGGGAUUUGAACCAUUGCGAUCCUAAGAAGUGUUCGGGACGAAAACUCCUACGGCAUAACCUUAUCAAAAAUUUAAAACUCGGACAUAGAUUUCAAGGACUCGUUUUAUCACCAGUUGGUACUCAAUGUGUUAGUCCAAGUGAUAAAGAUAUAAUAGAAAAGUUUGGUUUGGCCGUUAUUGAUUGUUCGUGGGCGAAAAUCGAUGAAACGCCAUUCCAACGAAUGAAAUCCCCACAUCCCAGGUUAUUGCCAUUUCUAGUUGCUGCCAAUCCGAUAAACUAUGGAAAGCCAUAUCAACUCAGUUGUGUUGAGGCUCUUGCAGCAGCUAUGUAUAUAACAGGACAUAAAAAGGAAGCAAACUUUUAUUUAUCAAAGUUUUCUUGGGGACAUUCAUUUCUAGAAUUGAAUUCUGAAGCUUUAGAUAUGUAUUCAAAAUGUACAGAUAGUAAAAGUGUAAUUGAGGCCCAAAAUAAAUAUCUGGAAUCAGCCGGAAAUGAAAAAGAUACAAGAAAAAUGUGGCCGUCCAGCGAUUCGGAUGUUGAAAGUGAGAAAAGUGAAUAAAAAUGCAAUUAUAUCUGAAAUUAUAUAAUUAAUUAAA